Messenger RNA from Cynocephalus volans (Philippine flying lemur), 5850 nucleotides. Its product is annotated as KIAA1549 ortholog. The record is from RefSeq and is a predicted model, not a curated record. NCBI's taxonomy places the organism in Eukaryota, Metazoa, Chordata, Mammalia, Dermoptera, Cynocephalidae. Bases 1 to 5850 code for a protein of 1949 amino acids. The transcript is spliced from 20 exons.
AUGCCGGGGGCGCGGCGCCGACGCCGAGGCGCGGCCAUGGAGGGGAAGCCCCGCGCCGGGGUCGCGCUGGUCCCGGGGCCGAGCGGCCGCGGGCCUUCCGCCCGCCGCGCCCGCCGCCGCCGCCGCCCGGGGCUGCUGCUCCCCGGCCUCUGGCUGCUGCUGCUGGCCCGGCCGGCCUCGUGCGCCCCAGAUGAGCUCUCUCUGGAACAGCACAACCUCUCUUUGUACCCCGUGGAGCUCAUCCUGAAGAAAAGCACCAUGCACAGCGCUGCACAUGUGGCCUUAACAGAAACUUCUCCAGGGUCCCUGCACAGCAGUUCUCUCCCUGUCAUUCCCUCUCCAUCUGCCACUACUUUUGAUACAACCUUUUUUAAGCAAGGAGAAAAGACCCAAAGUACAGCAGAUCACAGCCUCUUUGUGGCAAAUGGCGUGUCGGUGACAAGUAAUGAGGUGGCCAUUGAUGACGAUGAAAUGGAUAACUUUUUGCCAGAUACUCACUGGGCCACUUCCCGGCUGGUUUCCCCACUAGAGCAUGUCACAGUCAGCCCACCAGGGCUGCCCAAAGAAAUGUGGGAGCCUGUGCUUAUUCCAUCAAUACCCAUGAUUUCUUUACAAGAUAUAGAAGUGACAUCAGCCUGGCAAAGCACAAUUCAACGACCAACAACAAAUGCUGAAUCUCCCAGUCAUUCCAGUGCUUUUUGGUCAGCUUUUCCCACCUCCAAGGGCAUAAUUCCAACUCCUAGUAGGAAUUUGGUGCUUUAUCCUACUGACACUUACAGUGAGUUUUCAAGCAGGACUUUGCCGGAGAUUGUGGCUUCAGUCGUAGGGGAUGGGGAAACACUCCUUGCCAGCUCUCGGUUUUUUGUGCCUCGGCCGAUAGGCAAUGGCAUUACUCAACAGCCAUUUUCCCCCUCAGGGGAGGUCUCGCAGCCUCCAGAGGAUGUUUUGGCCACAAGUACAGACACGUACACUGAUGUGACCACUGCUUUGAGUCAACGUCUAGAAGAAACCGCCUCUCUAAGCACAUACCCAGCUGUCACUCCAGUGCAUCCGGUCCUGGCUCUCACCAGCACGCUUUCUGCUUUGUGUUCAACUCCCCUUGCGCUCGUGACCUUUUCUACUCGAUCGGCUGAUAUUUUGUAUAACCCCUUUCUUCCCAGCAACUCCAGAGAAAUGUCACAAUUGCCUGGCAAUUCAGGGGUCCCCAGGCAUGCAGACAACACUCACAGCCUGAGCCCAGUGGCUUCAUUCAGACCGUACACGUGGUGCGUGUCCUGCAGUGUGGCGUCGCCACGGCACGCUGAGGCCACGAGCUUCACGGAGAAAGACACGGGGUCGGGGGAUGGUGCCGAGCCCCUGUCCAGGACCGCGUUGGACGCGAGCAGCCUCCCUCCCCUGAGCAGCGUGGUGGCGGACUUCUCUGAGUUUGAGGAAGAUGCUCAAGAAUUUAACACACUUUUCCCUUCAAGACCUAUGGUCUCCCUUUCUUCUAGAUCUGUGGAAGUCUCAGAAAUGAGCUUUGGCAUUUCUGCUGGAGUGGAUAUGAGUAGCGCGAUGACCACACAAGUGUACCCUUCCCACGGCCACCUCUCUGUUCCGGUGUCACUUGAUCCUAGUUUUGGCUCCUCUUCUGUCGCUGAAGCCCAAGCGAUGCCAUCUGGUGUAACCACGGUGUUUUUCUCGGUCAUCACCAGUGUUCUUGACUCCUCUUUCUCUGUCACAGCAAACAAAAACAUGCCAUCGCUUGUGAUCAGAGACCCAAGUCCUUUUACGUCUUACGGUUUGGUUCCCUUAGUAGUGUCUUUGCUUUUCUCCGACCAAGACACUGCCCAGUUUUUCAAGCAUGAACCUGGAAGUCGGUUGGACUUUGUGUCCAGCUUUUUCUCAACUCCACCGCUGGAAUCCAGCGACUCGGUCACUUCGUCUUCAGAAGCACUUGCUUCCCUGUCUCUGGUGUCAAGCGAUUUGUCAGCCUUCGCGUCUCAGUCUUUUUCCACCGUGGUCGAGACAUUUACAUUGUCUGACUCUGUCAUGUUGCAGUCACCUCAGCUUUCUGUUCCUAAUUCCACAGAUGUUGAGUUUUCUCAGCUGUGGCCAAGUCCGAGCCUUCCUUUCAAUACAGUCACUUCUCUGCCUAGUCAUUCUGAAAUGUCACCGCUCUCAAGCUUCUCCUCUGAUUCUCUCAAGUUCGCUGAAGCAUCGGUGGUUUCACUGACAGAUUCUGAAGCUCAUUUUACCUCAGCUUUCACUGAAACUACCUCCUAUUUUGAGUUUUCACUCAUUUCCCAUGAAUCUGCCAUCUCUAUGCUGGUGCCCACCAGAUCUGACCCCGUCCUUGACAUCUUGGCUCCUGGGACUCACGUCACAUCACUACUGACUGCUUUCCGUAUGACACCUGUUUUAACUGAGUCUUCUCUGUCUUCAACUCUGACACCCUCUGACGACCAUAUCAGUGCUGCUGAUGGUCACACAUCUGUCUUGUCCUCUUUCUCCAAAGCCAUUCCUACCAGUACAGUAUUGAUCACCGACAUGGACCUGUCAUCAGCAUCCUCAUUUGUUUUCGAGGCGAUCCCCUCGCCUCUGCCGACAGAGCCAGUGAUCGUGGGCCCAUCGUUCACGACCACAGAUUUACCCCUCAACACCUCCACUGAACUGAGCGCGUCCAGUGCCAGUGGUGACGAUACCGUUGACACUGCCCUGAACAGCAAACCUGCGCAUCAGAACCCCCAUGACAGCAGCACUGCUCGCCCCCUGCCGUCCCUGCAUCCUGUGACCACCUCUACUCUCCAAGCAGCGGUUGCUACUCCAGCACCGGCCACGGCCAGGCCGCCAUAUGUGUGCGAUAUUACAGUUCCCGAUGCCUAUUUGAUCACAGCAGUGCUGGCCCGAAGAGCUGUGCAGGAGUACAUCAUUACAUCGAUCAAAGAAGUGUUGAGGGUUCACUUCAACCGUAUGGUGGAGCUGAAGGUUUAUGAACUAUUCACUGACUUCACUUUUCUGGUAACAUCUGGUCCUUUUGUUUACACGGCAAUAUCAGUCAUCAAUGUACUUAUAAAUAGUAAACUUGUGCGUGACCAAACUCCUUUAAUUCUGUCUGUGAAACCUUCUUUCCUCGUGCCAGAGUCCAGGUUCCAAGUUCAAACAGUACUUCAGUUUGUGCCUCCGAGUGUGGAUACUGGCUUCUGCAACUUCACCCAGCGAAUCGAGAAAGGUCUGAUGACAGCCCUCUAUGAAGUGAGAAAACACCACCUGGGGACGUAUAACCUCACAGUGCAGAUCUUGAAUAUCACCGUGGGAUCCUCAAGGCUGGCUCCUCGGCGGGGCCCAGUGAAGAUUAUCUUUGCUGUUAAAAGCACACACGGAUAUUUGAACGGGUCAGAAGUGAGUGAGCUGCUCAGGAACUUGAGUGUGGUGGAGUUCAGUUUCUAUCUGGGGUACCCGGUGCUGCAGAUCGCGGAACCCUUCCAGUACCCACAGCUCAACUUAUCUCAGCUGUUGAAGUCCUCUUGGGUCAGAACAGUCCUCCUGGGCGUGGUGGAGAAGCAGCUCCAGAAUGAGGUGUUCCAGGCUGAGAUGGAGCGCAAACUGGCCCAGCUGCUCAGUGAGGUUUCCUCCAGAAGGCGCAUGUGGAGAAGGGCCACCGUCACCGCCGGGAACAGCGUGGUGCAGGUGGUAAAUGUGUCGAGGCUGGAGGGAGAUGACAAUCCUGUGCAGCUCAUCUACUUUGUGGAGGAUCAAGAUGGAGAAAGACUCAGCGCGGUCAGGUCUUCAGACCUGAUUAACAAGAUAGAUCUCCAGAGAGCAGCCAUUAUCCUGGGUUACCGAAUUCAAGGCGCCAUUGCCCAGCCUGUGGACAGGGUGAAGAGGCCGUCCCCGGAGUCCCAGAGCAACAACCUGUGGGUCAUUGUUGGCGUGGUCAUCCCGGUACUGGUGGUGAUGGUGAUCGUUGUCAUCCUCUACUGGAAACUCUGCCGCACCGACAAGCUGGACUUUCAGCCUGACACUGUAGCCAACAUUCAGCAGCGUCAGAAGCUGCAGAUCCCUAGCGUGAAGGGCUUUGAUUUUGCUAAGCAGCAUCUGGGGCAGCACAAUAAAGACGACAUAUUGAUCAUUCACGAGCCAGCGCCACUGCCAGGACCCAUAAAGGACCACGCCACGCCCUCUGAAAAUGGAGAUGUGCCAAGCCCCAAGUCCAAGAUGCCUUCUAAGAGCAUCCGCCACAGAGGAAGAGUUUCUCCCUCUGAUGCUGACUCUACCGUCAGUGAAGAGUCCAGUGACAGGGAUGCAGGCGAUAAGACACCAGGAGUGGUCCACGAUGGCAAGUCACACAGAGCCCCACAGAGCGGGCCACCACUGCCCAGUUCAGGGAAUGAGCAGCAGUCCUCGGCCUCCAUCUUUGAGCACGUGGACAGGAUUUCCCGCUCCUCGGAGGCCAGUCGGAGGGUCCCCAGUAAAGUCCAGCUGAUUGCCAUGCAGCCGAUCCCAGCACCCCCAGUCCAGCACUCUGUGCUGGCCGACCGAGUAGCAGAAGCCAACAAAAUGAACAAAGAGAUUCAGACGGCGCUGCGACACAAGUCCGAGAUCGAGCACCAUCGCAACAAGAUCCGGCUGCGCGCCAAGCGCCGCGGCCACUACGAGUUCCCCGUGGUGGACGACCUGUCCCCGGGCGACACCAAGGAGCGCCACCGGGUGUACCGCCGGGCGCAGAUGCAGAUCGACAAGAUCCUGGACCCCACGGCCAGCGUGCCCUCGGUGUUCAUAGAGCCCAGGAAGAGCUCACGGAUAAAGCGUUCUCCUAAGCCACGCCGGAAACACCAGGUCAAUGGCUGCCCUGCUGACGCUGAGAAGGACAGACUCAUCACCACAGACAGUGACGGCACCUACAAAAGGCCACCCGGAGUCCACAACUCUGCCUAUAUGGGAUGCCCAUCCGAUCCUGACCUCCCAGCAGAUGUGCAGACGCCGUCCUCCACUGAGCUGGGGAGGUAUCCUGGCCUGCCCUUCUCAGCCUCCCAGUACAUCCCGCCCCAGCCGUCCAUUGAGGAGGCGCGCCAGACCAUGCAUUCCCUCCUGGAUGACGCCUUUGCCCUUGUUGCGCCCAGCAGCCAGCCCACCAACGCCUCGGGUGCAGGCCCUGGGGUCCCAGCCGGCCUGCCUGUGAACAGCACCCCUUCCCGGGAAGACAGGCGAGCCACCCAGUGGGGGUCCUUCUACAGCCCAGCCCAGACGGCCAACAACCCGUGCAGUAGAUAUGAAGACUAUGGAAUGACUCCCCCAUCAGGCCCAUUGCCAAGACCAAGUUUCAGCCCCGGUGUGCUGCAGUCCUCGGAGCUGGUGCCCCCUGAACCCCAGCAGCCACAGGCAUCGGCCGAAGCCCCGUUUGCUGCCCGAGGGAUCUAUUCAGAGGAGAUGCCGUCGGUGGCCCGGCCACGGCCUGUUGGGGGCACCACAGGCUCCCAGAUCCAGCACCUGACGCAGGUGGGAAUUGCUAGCAGAAUCGGAGCUCAGCCCGUGGAAAUCCCACCGAGCAGAGGCAGCCAGUAUGGGGGACCAGGCUGGCCUUCGUACGGGGAGGAUGAAGCAGGGCGACGAGAGGCUACACACAUGCUUGGACAGCAAGAGUAUUCUUCACCACUCUAUCAGGUGCCAAGGACUUCAGGCAGGGAGCCCUCAGCCCCUCCCAGGAACCUCCCCCACCGAGGACUGCAGGGCCCCGGGCUGGGUUACCCCACCAGCUCCACAGAAGACCUCCAGCCCAGCCACUCCUCAGCCUCUCUCAUCAAAGCAAUCCGCGAGGAGCUCCUGAGGCUCUCUCAGAAACAGAGCACCGUGCAGAACUUCCACAGCUGA